AUGUCACCUCUGCCAUUACGAAGUUGCACCGUUGUUGGGAGGUCAUUUUUCCCGAUUGGUCUGGGUGAAAAAAGUGAGAUUGGUAAUGGUCUAGAAUGCUGGAAGGGAUUCUACCAGUCUCUACGCCCAACGCAGAUGGGAAUGUCUCUUAACAUGGAUGUUUCAGUUACCGCCUUCUACGAGCCGAUUCUUGCAGUUGAUUUUGUUGCAAAACUAUUAAAUCUAGGAGAUCCAACGAGGGCAGCUACCAGGCUUUUGUCAGAUAGUGAUCAAGUAAAGUUGAGAAAAGCUCUGAGAGGAGUCAGAGUAAAAGUUACCCAUGGAGAGGAGAAGCAUUACAAAAUCACUGGAAUAUCUCCUUCACCAACAAACAAACUCAGGUUUGCUGCUGAAGAUGGAAAACAAAAAUCUGUUGUCCAGUACUUCCUGGACAAGUACAAUAUAAGGCUUCGUUUUGCAUGCUGGCCUGCUCUUCAAUCAGGAAAUGAUUCAAGACCGAUAUUCCUGCCUAUGGAGUGUUGCAUGAUUAUUGAGGGGCAGAGGUACUCAAAGAAGUUGAAUGAAAAGCAGGUGACAGCCCUGAUGAGAGAGGCCUGCAGGCGCCCUGUUGAGAGAGAAAGUAGUAUUGAGAAGAUGCUUGUUGCUCAAUUAAAUGACGUUGCACAAGACGAACUAACCAAAGAAUUUGGAGUCAGUGUCAAAAAGGAACUGACUUGCAUCAAUGCCCGAGUCUUGCCACCUCCAGUGCUCAAGUACCAUGAUUUGGGAAAAGAUAGAACUAUAAGACCCCGAGUGGGGCAGUGGAACAUGAUUAAUGCUAAAUUGUUCGAAGGGGCGACAGUGAACUUUUGGAUGUUUCUCAACUUCUCAAAUCUUGGUGAACCAAUGGCUGCUAGCUUCUGUCGAGCCCUGGACAUAAAUCCUGCACCUGUAUUCCCACUAAGGUCUAGCCAUCCUAACCAGCUCGAGAAAACAUUGGCCGAAGUUCACAGCAUAUUGGAAGUUAUGGUAAUGGUCCUAACACUCAUCAGAAUUGAUGAAGAUGACUCAGUUUCUACUGACCACGCACUUAUACUUCCAUGCUUUAUAGGCACGAUAAAAAGAGUUUGCGAAACUGAACUCGGGAUAGUUUCUCAAUGCUGUCAGCCCAAGCAAGCAAGAAAGUGUAGUCCUCAAUACUUGGAAAAUGUUGCACUGAAAAUUAAUGUGAAGGCUGGAGGGAAGAACACAGUAUUAGAGGAUGCCCUUAAUAGGAGAAUACCUCUUCUAAGUGACACCCCAACUAUAAUCUUUGGUGCUGAUGUAACCCAUCCACAACCAGGGGAGGAUUCUAGCCCUUCAAUAGCUGCCAUUGUGGCAUCAAUGGACUGGCCAGCAGUAACCACCUACAGGGGCCUGGUAUCCGCUCAGCAACAUCGGCAAGAGAUUAUUCAAGAUAGUGCUGGAAUGAUCAGGGAACUUAUGAUUGCUUUCAGAAGAACAACUAAUCAGAAACCUAGCAGAAUAAUUUUCUAUAGGGAUGGUGUUAGUGACGGCCAGUUCAGCCAAGUUCUUCUCUAUGAGAUGGAUGCUAUACGAAAGGCUUGUGCAUCACUGGAACCGAACUAUCUGCCACCAGUUACUUUUAUUGUAGUGCAGAAGAGACAUCAUACACGACUCUUUGCUACAAAUCCUAACCAAACAGACAAGAGUGGAAACAUCCUUCCUGGAACGGUUGUCGAUACAAAGAUAUGCCAUCCUUCAGAGCACGACUUCUAUCUCUGCAGCCAUGCGGGAAUUCAGGGGACUAGCAGGCCGGUUCAUUAUCAUGUGCUGUGUGACAUGAACAAAUUCACUGCUGAUCGGCUGCAGAUGUUGACUAACAACCUGUGCUACACGUACGCAAGGUGUACCCGCUCUGUCUCUGUGGUUCCUCCUGCAUACUACGCACACUUGGCAGCAUUCAGGGCCAGAUACUACAUAGAGGGGGACAUUUCAUCAGACGGUGGUUGUGGCACAGGACCUGCUGUGAGAAAGGAAGCUACCCCUGUCCGGCCACUUCCAGCCAUCAGCCCCAAUGUGAAGAAUGUUAUGUUCUACUGUUGA
This is a messenger RNA of Dovyalis caffra, 2085 nucleotides long. Lineage: Eukaryota; Viridiplantae; Streptophyta; Magnoliopsida; Malpighiales; Salicaceae. The record is from the annotation of a GenBank genome assembly.